Galleria mellonella (greater wax moth) is the source of this 1942-nucleotide messenger RNA. It is a transcript of the gene Rga, whose product is annotated as regulator of gene activity. The record is from RefSeq and is a predicted model, not a curated record. Gene Ontology annotation, cellular component: CCR4-NOT core complex; P-body. Gene Ontology annotation, biological process: regulation of stem cell population maintenance; regulation of DNA-templated transcription; nuclear-transcribed mRNA poly(A) tail shortening. Lineage: Eukaryota; Metazoa; Arthropoda; Insecta; Lepidoptera; Pyralidae. The transcript is spliced from 9 exons. The coding region runs from base 510 to 1871 and encodes 453 amino acids.
AUGUGUCAUUAGGUAUAAUCAAUCGAGCGACCGGAUAUUCUACUUACAUUUAUUAAAUUCAAAUAAAAACUUUAAAGAUAAUACUUAAAAAUUAUUAGAUGUCUACUAUUUUUUUUUAAAUUGAUAUAUUUUAAAGCAUAUGUAUAAUUAGUUAUACAUCUGAUAAUAUCCUGAAAGUUAUGUUUCCGUUUUUAACAAUAUGGCCGCCAGUUGUUUAGGGUAAUGUGGCGUUCGACAAAACUGAGUGAAAUUAAUAAAAUAUUUAUAAGUGAUGUAAAGAUGUAUAAAGUCUUCAUUAUUUUAUAGCAGUGUUAAAUGACAAAGACCGAUUUACGUUUUUAUUUCGUGUAUAAAUUUUGGACACAUCGUCUUCUAAAUUGAACAGUCAACAAACUUUUGUUUAUUUCAUUAGAGUGAAUUUGUUUGUUUCUCCUGGUAAUAUUUGAUUAUGAACCAUCCAUACGUGUCUUGAAGUAGUGGACUAAGGACUGACGUGGACACAAUAGGUUAUGGCAAACUUGAAUUUCCAGCAAGCGCCUAGAAGCUUAGCGAGCGGCGGUGUGGGCGGUCGUGUAAGCUCAGGGCUCGUAGGAGGUGUGUCAGGACAUGUAACGCCAACGUUCGGGGGCGCCCUGUCCCCGGGACGGGGUUCCACGGCAAUGCCUGGUGGCGCCCCAGCUGCUAUGGCCUCGAGAACUACUCUUUUUGGUCAGCGAGCAUUCGCGGACAGAAGGGUGCCCAUGCCGACGACACUGUCACAGCAACCCAACUCAAAUUCCAUGUCGAGUAUGGGUAACCUAUCUCGGUUCAACGCCGGCAGCAAUUACCAUUCUGUGUUCGGCGAGGGCGGGGAUACAUCGACGCCACCACUAUUAGACCUAAGCGAGUUCCCAUCGUUGACGGCGCGCGGCGCAGGAGACCAGGCGCCUGCCGCCGCGCCGCCGCCCCCUGGCUCUAAACCUUACGUGGGUAUGGUGAAGCAGCCAACAUCCGAGCAGUCGGAGUUCACGAUGUCGUCAGAAGACUUCCCGGCGCUGCCCGGCACGUCGAGUACGGGUGCGAGCGCGGCGGCAGGUGCUGGCGCGGCGGCGGGCGGCGCGGGCGCGGGCGCGGGCGGCGCGGCCGCGGCCGGCGUGACCACACAGGCCGGCCCGCCCCCCGCCUCGCACGCACACCCCUCGCACGCCGCUCUCGCCGCCGACUACACCAACCACAGCACGGACAAACCUAGAAAGGGCAUACAGACCUCGCCUGAUGUUGUCAGUCAAGGAGCACAUACGGAAUUCUAUGGUACAGUAACAAACAUACCAGAGACGAUGAUACCAAACCAGUUUGGUAUCGUAGGACUGUUGACCUUUAUCCGAGCAGCGGAGUCAGAUCCCAGUUUAGUGUCGUUGGCGCUAGGUCAGGAUCUGACUGCAUUAGGAUUGAAUUUAAAUUCACCGGAUAAUCUUUAUCUCACGUUCGCUGGACCAUGGGCGGAUACACCUUGCAGACCACAAGACUUGGACUAUCACGUGCCUCCCGAAUACCUUAUAAAUGGCUCUAUUAGAGAAAAACUGGCACCACUACGACUAAGUCGAUAUAAAGAAGAUCUAUUGUUUUACUUGUUCUACUGUUUUGUGGGCGAUGUACUACAAAUUGCUGCUGCAGCUGAGUUAUAUAACCGCGAGUGGCGAUAUCAUAUGGAGGAGAAGGUGUGGAUCUCUCAAGCGCCCGGCAUGCCAAUGGUGGAGAAAACCUCUACCUACGAGCGCGGCACCUACUACUUCUUUGACGCGCAUAAUUGGCGCAAGGUGGCGAAAGAAUUUCACCUAGAUUACAGCAAGCUCGAGGGCCGACCGCAGUUGCCGCCGCACGUGCUCACGUAGCGCUCCCGCUGCAACCAUUCUCACAUACCUAUUGUAGUUUUGUUAUAUAAAAAGUACAAGUUUAAAAAAUA